AUGUAUGUACACGAUGGAACCAAAAGCAGCCUUGGAGGAGACAAAGCAGGGAAGCCAGGGCCAGCAGACUACCGCCCAGGAAAGCCUAUUGAAGGCAUCCCUCAGCUCAGCCACCUGCUGCAGAAGGACCUCGACCACGGAGCACCGAUGCUUUCGUCCAUCCUCAACACCUUGGCCACCCUCAGUGCCUCUGGCAACCUCAAUGCCUCUGGCAACCUCAGCACUUUGGUCAACCAUAAUGCCUUGAUGAACCUCAAUGCCUUGGCCAACCUCCACAACUUGGUCAGCCUCAAUGCCCUGGCCAACCUGAACGCUUUGGUCAACCUCAACGCCUUGGUCAACCUCAGUGCCUUGGCCUACCUCAGUGCCUUGACCAACCUGAAUGCCUUGGCCAUCCUUAAUGCCUUGGCCAACUUGAAAGACCUGUCCAACCUCAACGCCUUGGUCAGCCCCAACACCUUGGCCGACCUCAGGGUGCAGCAGCACAAGUCCCUCGUGGUCACCUGUAACUACGAAGCCUGGCGCCAUGGAGUGAAGAAGUCGAUGUCCCUCAAGGAAGCCAUGGAGAAGUGUCCUCACUUGGUGCUGGUCAACGGAGAAGAUCUCACUUCCUAUAGGGAGAUGUCCUACAAGGUGUACAACGAGCAGAUCUAUGACCUGCUGGAGCCCAAGGGACCUCUAGCUAUCCGGGAGGAUCCUGAGCGAGGAGCUGUGGUUCAGGGCCUCUCCUUCCACCAGCCUGCAUCAGCAGAGCGGCUCAUGGAGAUGUUGGCCAAUGGCAACAGAAACCGGACGCAGCAUCCCACUGAUGCCAGUGCUGUCUCCUCCUGCUUGCAUGCCAUCUUCCAGAUCCACGUGAAGCAGCAGGACUGCACUGGCAGCCUCAGUCAGGGUCUGAAGGUGGCCAAGAUGAGCCUGAUGGACCUGGCAGGCUCAGAGCGAGCGUCGGUCGCCAACAGCAGGGGAGAGCGGCUGCGGGAGGGGGCCAACAUCAACCGCUCGCUGCUGGCCCUCAUCAACGUCAUCAACGCCUUGGCUGAUGCAAAGGGCAAGAAAAGCCACAUCCCGUACCGGGACAGCAAGCUGACACGCCUGCUGAAGGACUGCCUGGGUGGCAACUGCCGCAGCAUCAUGGUGGCGGCAGUGAGCCCCUCUGUGCUGGCCUAUGAGGACACCUACAACACGCUCAAGUAUGCCAGCAGGGUCAAGGAGAUCAAGCUGUCGCUGAAGAGCAGCACGUGCAGCUCUGACUCCCACCUCUGUGGAUAUGUGGAGAUGUGUGAGCAGCUGAAAGGGCAGGUGGCAGAGCUGCGGGCAAAGCUUCGUGCUUAUGAGGAUGGUGCCCGAGUGGCGCAGAACCAAGCAGCAGGGCCACAGGCUCCUUCCAGCGUGAGCCCAGUGGAGCUGCCCAGGUUGGAGGAAGCUGUGCCAAAGCCAUGCUUGUCCCUUGAUGAUGAGGGGGAGGAUGAGGGAGAGCAGCAGGAGCUGCAGGCUGGUUUUCCUGUUCAGAUGCAGUUGGAAUCGGAGGGCGAGACAUUCACCCUCAGUGCUCUGCUGCUGUCAGGCUGCUGCACUGCGUAA
Molecule: messenger RNA, 1581 nt
Organism: Pezoporus flaviventris
Lineage: Eukaryota; Metazoa; Chordata; Aves; Psittaciformes; Psittacidae
Product: kinesin-like protein KIF18B
Exons: 12
Coding region: 1-1581 (526 amino acids)
Biological process (GO): microtubule-based movement; DNA repair
Molecular function (GO): microtubule binding; ATP binding; microtubule motor activity
Source: RefSeq, a predicted model, not a curated record